Eimeria mitis is the source of this 222-nucleotide messenger RNA. RefSeq lists its product as uncharacterized. The record is from RefSeq and is a predicted model, not a curated record. NCBI's taxonomy places the organism in Eukaryota, Apicomplexa, Conoidasida, Eucoccidiorida, Eimeriidae. Bases 1 to 222 code for a protein of 73 amino acids. The transcript has a single exon.
AUGGACAGGAGAAACAGCAGCAGCAGCAAGAGGUGGAGGAGCUGCAGCAGCAACGGUAGGAACAACGGCAGCAGCAGCAAACAGCAGCAGCAGCAAAAAGCAGCAGCAACAACAGCAACAGCUGCAGCAGCAACAGCUGCAGCAGCACAAGCAGCAGCAGCAGCAGCAGCAGCAGCAACAGCAGCAGGAACAGCAAAACAGCUGCAGCAGCAGCAACAAUAA